CCCACAUCCUCUCCAAACGAAUUUGACAACUGGCUCGAAGAACUUGGCGCAAAUACAGAGCCUUAAAUUCCAUGCUGGGGGCAGUUGCCUAUGAUAGUUCUAAAGGUUCCUUGUAGUAAACUUACAGUUGUUCCAAGGAUCAAGUCCUGUUUUUGUGUUUUAGAGUACAGACUAAUUAGUGUUGUGUUCAGUCCAGGAACACAGCCUGCCCCCCGUCUGGUCUCCUUCAGCACAGACCCCUUCAGAAAGAAAGGCUAGGUGGCAGAGUGCCUUUUAACAGAACAUGUUCAUGUUCUCUUUCAGUCUUACUACUUUGACCGCGAUGAUGUGGCUUUGAAGAACUUUGCCAAAUAUUUUCUUCACCAAUCUCAUGAGGAGAGGGAGCAUGCUGAGAAACUGAUGAAGCUGCAGAACCAACGAGGUGGCCGAAUCUUCCUUCAGGAUAUCAAGAAACCAGACCGUGAUGAUUGGGAGAACGGGCUGAAUGCAAUGGAGUGUGCAUUACACUUGGAGAAGAGCGUGAAUCAGUCACUACUGGAACUGCACAAACUGGCCACUGAUAAAAGUGACCCCCAUUUGUGUGACUUCAUUGAGACUCACUACCUGAAUGAGCAGGUGAAAUCCAUCAAAGAAUUGGGUGACCACGUAACCAACCUGCGCAAGAUGGGGUUCCCAGGAGUCUAA
Leptonychotes weddellii (Weddell seal) is the source of this 684-nucleotide messenger RNA. The record is from RefSeq and is a predicted model, not a curated record. NCBI's taxonomy places the organism in Eukaryota, Metazoa, Chordata, Mammalia, Carnivora, Phocidae.